This is a messenger RNA of Triplophysa dalaica, 5947 nucleotides long. RefSeq names its product GRAM domain containing 1Bb (gene gramd1bb). Bases 971 to 3700 code for a protein of 909 amino acids. NCBI's taxonomy places the organism in Eukaryota, Metazoa, Chordata, Actinopteri, Cypriniformes, Nemacheilidae. Gene Ontology annotation, molecular function: sterol transfer activity; sterol binding. The transcript is spliced from 23 exons. Gene Ontology annotation, cellular component: endoplasmic reticulum membrane; endoplasmic reticulum-plasma membrane contact site; plasma membrane. Gene Ontology annotation, biological process: intracellular sterol transport. The record is from RefSeq and is a predicted model, not a curated record.
GGUGGGUUUCAUACAGAGAGUAUUAGUGCAUUCAAAACCGUCCGUUACGCGUAAUACUCGCUCAGAUUGAUCUCUGACUCAUCAGAGACUGAACGAGCGUACUUUACCGAGGCGGUUUCUGCGUUUGCCAGAUUUUCUGCUCGUUUUAUGGGGGAAGAACUGGACUUUCAGGAGUUUUAAUAUGUUGCAGCUUCUUUUGCAACACGAGCUGUCAGUCAGGACGUUAGGAGACCGCGCGCGCCGCGCAGCGUCACAGGCUGCUGCAGCUCUGUGGGGCAGUGGACUGAGAUGCAAAGCAUUGUGGGAACAGCACCAUCGGGAACCUGACCAGAGAAUACACAACCUACAAUUCCUUCUACCGAUAUUACCAACCAUCAUCUUAAGGCUGAGGAGCAAAGAAGUUCACAUUAGAUUUUGUGAGGGUUUUCAAGUUUGUGUUAAUGAAACUGUCUCAAUCCUGCAGUGAAGGUUGGAGUACGGUUUCAUUGAUAACCGCCCCUUAUGCAUGUUUCAUUGGCUGGGAGGAGAACAGAGCCAUCCUUUGUUAUCCAAUACGUUCAAUCCACCGUCUCAGCGCUGGCCGUAGGCCUCCUCUACCCUUCCUAACACAAUUACGUCUAUUUGUCCCACCUCCACCAUUAUUUUCAUUCAGACACUGACAGGUGUCCUUUAUAAGCCAGUUGUGUGGUUCCUACAAGAAGAAAGAGAUUAGUCAUCAAGCAAGCUUCUGCCUGGAACUCGGUUUUCAGAAGGAUUUUAAGUACGUUUUUGGUUUAUUUUCCCCUUUUAUUUUCACGUCUUCUACGGCCUCAGAAACGCUUAGCGAUCCUCCACUUCCACUUGAGUGUUUGACCCAGACGACUUGCCAGUUAGCCUCUCACCUUUCCUGGCACCUCGUUCUCGUACCAGGGUGAAGUUCAGUGUAUCAGCUUAACGGCGAUCACAGCGGCAGGGGUGGUGAGCUCGGAGCAUGACCGACACCCUGCGACCGCCGUCUUUCCAGGUACAUGUCCCCCGGGACGAGCCCAGUCACGGAGAGGAGGAUGAGGCCGGGAGCGGAGGCGGACACGACGGUCUCGUCUGGUCCAGCUCCUCCACCCCUACCCUGCGGCGCCGACGUUUAAAGAUGAGGCGCAUGAAAAAGUUGCCCAGCGAGCGGGAGAGGCUUGAGAACGGGCUCUUGCGGCACCCCAGCUCAUGCUCGGCUUCCAAAGAAUACCUUCAGCUUCCCUCCAUCGAGAUCACGCCGUCCAGCGACGAGGAUGCCGCCUGGUCCAACAGCUCCACCCCGAGUGCCUCGCCCCGCCGCAAACGCUUCCUGCUUCGCAAGUGGCUGAAGGUGCGAGAGAAGAAGAAGCAAGUCAGUGACAGCAGCAGUCAGCAGAGUAGCCAGCAAAGCAGCCAACAGAGUAGCCAUGACGACGAUUCAAGCCGCUUCCUGACUCCGUUCAUCCGUGAGGAGAGCACUGCCAGUAACUCUAACCGGAGUUCCCCUGCCUGCUCUCCGGUUCUGCGGAAGCGCUGUCGGUCUCCCACUCUGCAGAGCGUAGAGACAGAUAACAUGGUGGAAAAAGGCUCCGAGCAGUCCGACACCUCCAAAUCCCCCUCCACACCCGAACAGCUGGUCACACGCACCCUGUCUGGUCAAUCUACACGCAGCGGGGGCAAGAACUCCAAGAAAAGCCAGAGCUGGUACAAUCAUGAGAGACAGCACAUCCUCAGAGUACUCAGUCCCACGUAUAAGCAACGUAAUGAAGACUUCAGGAAGCUCUUUAAGCAGUUGCCAGACACAGAACGUCUUAUCGUGGACUACUCGUGCGCUCUUCAGCGGGACAUUCUCUUGCAGGGCCGUCUCUACCUCUCCGAAAACUGGAUCUGUUUUUACAGCAACAUCUUUCGCUGGGAGACGCUGCUCACAGUGCGGCUGAAAGACAUCUGCUCCAUGACGAAAGAGAAAACAGCGCGUCUCAUUCCUAAUGCCAUUCAGGUGUGCACAGACACUGAGAAGCACUUUUUCACAUCGUUUGGUGCGAGGGACAGAACGUACAUGAUGAUGUUCAGACUCUGGCAGAAUGCACUGCUGGAUAAGCCGCUCUGCCCUAAAGAGCUCUGGCACUUUGUACAUCAAUGCUAUGGCAAUGAGCUGGGACUCACCAGUGACGAUGAAGACUACGUACCCCCUGAUGAUGAUUUCAACACCAUGGGGUACUGUGAGGAGAUCCCAGCCGAAGAGAAUGAGGUCAUCAUUGAUAACUCAUCUAAGAGCAUCGGUGAGAACAAACUGGACAACAGUUCACCUUCUUCACACAAGAGAUCCAUCACCCACUCCACCAUCACCUCCACCACACCUCCUAGCAGCACUGACUCACCAUUGUCUUUUGACAUUGGAGCCGAGGAGUACACGGACUGCCUACCUGACAGCGAUCUGCUGCCUCUUCGUCUGCUGGCUGAUGAGAGGGACUCUGAGCCGGCUAGCCCUCUGGCUCCAGCGCCCUCGCCUUCCCUCGACUUCAAUGACAAUGAGGAUAUACCCACCGACCUUAGUGAUUCUUCAGUGACGGAUGAAGAUGAAGUUCAAGCUUUCCAUGAAGAUCUGAAUGGCCGCCAGUACAUUAAUGAAGUGUAUAAAUUCAGUGUUGAUAAACUGUAUGAUAUUCUCUUCACUGAGUCCCAGUUCAUGACUGACUUUAUGGAACAGAGGAGAUUCACAGAUGUUGUGCAUCACCCCUGGAAGAAGGAGGAGGCAGGAGACCAGACGAGGGAGAUCAUGUACACCAUCUCCCUGUCCAACCCACUGGCCCCUAAAACAGCUACUGUCACUGAAACUCAGACUCUGUAUAAGGCCAGUCAAGAGAGCGAGUGUUACAUCAUCGACGCAGAGGUCAUAACUCACGAUGUGCCGUAUCAUGACUACUUCUACACCAUGAACCGCUACAUGCUAACCCGCGUGGCCAAGAACAAGUGUCGGCUGAGGGUUUCAACAGAACUUAAAUACAAAAAACAACCUUGGGGUUUGGUGAAGAGUUUCAUUGAGAAGAACUUUUGGAGUGGGCUGAAUCAGAACUUUAAAAGCCUCGAGGUGGAGUUGGCAAAGAUGGAGGAUGCUCAGAUAGAGUCCCAAAGGCCGUCUCCUAGAGCUAAAGCGUUGAAAAACUCCAUCCUGAGGAGAAGAAAUAGACCCCUAACACAUCUCCGGUCGGCCCUUCUAGAUGAGACCCUCAGCCCUGUUACCACACCAACAGAUGAAGACGUCGUCCAACGCAUCAAACAUGUGGCAGGUUCCACCCAGACAAAACACAUUCCUGAGCACAAGUCAGGGGGUGGGGUCUUCUGCAACCUCUCCAAACCGUUACUCAUCAUCAGCUUUGUGAUCUGUGUAAGUCUCUUACUGCUGGUGUUUCUGAAUAUCAUGCUGUUCUAUAAACUCUGGAUGCUGGAGUAUUCUGCUCAGAGCCUCACCAGCUGGCAGGGCUUAUGCUUACAUGACAGUAAACUACCGCAGACUCAGGUGGAAUGGGCUCAGCUCCUGGAGUCCCAGCAGCGUUAUCACGACGCAGAGCUGCAGAAAUGGAAAGAGAUCAUCAAAUCAUCAGUACUGUUACUGGAUCAGAUGAAAGACUCCUUGCUGAGUCUUCAGAAGGGUGUGGGACUGCGGGACUACAGCUCUGAUACAGAAGAGAAGAGGAGUCGGUAUUACUGACAAUUACUCUCCCGGCCACCGGGGCGCGCUGUGCAAUGUAGAGCCACAUAUGUGAGUCUGUGUCUACAAAUGUGCGUAGUAGUCAACGACAGGCAAAAAAACAAAGGGCCCGUAUGUACGUGAAUGACUAUGCAUACCAAACAAAAGAAACACUUGACGGAGACAAGAGAAAGAGUCCAUUUACUGCCAUCGACCGUUCAAAACGGACAUUCAACGGACCUCUGUACCUGUGGAGUUGUGGGAAGGAAUGGUUUUUCAUUCAGAUUCUCAUUCUGAGGAUGUGUAACGUGUGAUGUGGUCAGAGGAACAGAAUGAAAUGGAUAUUUAAAAAAAUGAGGAGCAUGCUCUUGAAAUGUAAACCCCCUUAGUGCACUCCCUUAUUAUGAAGUGGUUUUAAUUUCAUUGUUUUUUACAAAGAACGAGGAAAAGAAAACAUUGUAUUUUAGGGCUUGAAUCUCCUGGUUUGACAAGCCGCAGUGUCCCUUUUUCACAGCGUGCGAGAUUAUGAGGACAUUAUAACAUCUAGCUCAAUGAUGGUGUAUCAAGGCUGGUUUCCUUGAUAAUGUUGAGCUAGAAGGUCUCAUGUCGCAAUUCACAAAAGAUCAAGUUUUCUAAUAUUGGUAUAGGCAGACCAACAUCGAAAACUAUUUUGGCUGUAAGAGAAAUUAGGCGGAUACCUGCCUCAAAAUCCAUGCAGAAAAUGUGAAACACAAAAUGUGACGUCUUGACUCUAAAAGUGCGCUUACAACAUUUGCAAAAAAGGCCACUGACGUAACCACGAACCUUUGGUUUAUGGUUAAAUGCACAUUAUUUAGUGCUGUGACAGAAUUGCACUAUGACAGGCCAGUAAAUGUAAAAAGGGACACCGCAGCCAGGAGUCGGAUGAAUUUACUAAACUGUGAGAUCUUCUGAUUUGAAGAUGUAGAAAAUUCUAUGAAUAUGUUUCAAAUAUACUUUAUUCAAAAUGUAAUAUAUAUUUCAAUAGAGAGAGAGAGAUCAUUGCAGAUAUUUAUUGUUAAUUUAUGUACAUAGGACACUUAUCAAAGCUCUAGACAGGCUAAAGAGGUUAUAUUGAUUAAACUGCGUUUUCUUCAUCAACACGCACAAGCACGUUUGACACGUGACUGUGUGCAUGCGCACGCAUGCGUGUGCGUAUUGUAAGCAUAUACACAAGUGAUGUCUAUUUUGGUGAAUGUAUGUGUACAAGUGUGUUCGUGAAAAGUUUUAAAUCAUUCCACUUUGUACGUCUUGUGUCUUCCUACUGGCACACGAAGCCAAACUGCCUUUUCUUCUUGCCCGGUAGCUCAGUCCAUCGGGCGUCUGUUUACACAUCUGCCUGGCUUCAGAAAGCUGAGCGGUCAAAAUUUGGCGGAUUUGUUUUGAACAUCUUAAGCUCACACACGUUUCCUGCGGUGGCACCCUUUUUUCUUUGAGGUGAGCGACGUUGCACUGCAGGAAACAGCACAUGAAAGCCCAUUUCUGUCAUCUGUUAAACCUAAUCUAGGGAGAGCGACGUUAGAGAUGAGACGUGGUGAUUAUACUCUAUGUUUUUUCUUUUUUUAUAGAGCCAAAGUGCUCUAGCCUAAACCAAAUAUAGUAUUUAUAGAAGGUAAAAUUAUUUAUAUAUGAAAUGCAAUUGUUCCCUUUUUAUGCAGAUUGGGGUCAAUGUAAGUAAGACGUGAAGAGAGGCGGCACUUUAUGUCCGAACAUUUUACGACAAAAAGCCUAAUAUGAGUAUGUUUACUGGCACAUUGCCGGUCGGACAUGAUAUUACACUCCAGCUAAAGUAUGCUGUUGUAUUGAUGAAUGUAUGUGAGAAAGGUAUUUUGUCAUGAAUUAUAAAUCACUUGAGAAUCAGGAUCUUUAGUGUUUCUUUCUUCACUCUUCAGUGAAGCAGGUAUUUUAUUCCAGAGCUGACAUUUCUUGCAGUUGAGCUACUGAGAUACAGGUCUGACUUUCUCUCGCUUGAUCCAUCUCUGUAUUAAUAUCUUCUCAUUUAUGAAUCAUAACAGUAGGAUAAGUUGACCGUUUUUUUUGCAUUAGAUUGCGUAUUCUGCAACAUGGUUUUGAUUUUAUUUCAGUGUUUAGAUGAGGAUGUAGAUCGACUGCUUGCUAAAGGUUUGGAAAUGAAGAAUACUACUGUAAUUUUAAAAAGCAAAUGAAAUCACUGUUACAAUCAUAUUCACUGUACUGUGUGUACAUGAAUACCUCAUGUGAAAUUAUUUUUAAUACAUUUGUAUGAUUUUU